CUAUAGAUUGUGCUGUCCAAAAUCCAAACCCAGAGUAAACCAAACCCCCUCCAAAACCCUCUCUCUCUCUCUCUCCAAUCUAAAAUGGCUCUGCUCCAAAUCCACUCGCCACCACCUAGCACAACCAUCCUCCCUCCAAUCCUCUCGUUUCAUUCCCCACCACAUCUUCACUCUUCUAUUCCUUACUCCAAUUUGAAAUACCACCAACAAAAUUCACUCCAUCUCACUUCCUCAACUACCAAGAACACACCUUUCUCACUCUCAACACUCCCAAGAAAGUUGCUUUGCCAGCCCCCUCGCGGCAAGUAUGUUAGAGAAGACUAUCUUGUGAAGAAGUUGUCUGCCGAGGAAAUUCAGGAGCUCGUAAAGGGGGAAAGAAGUGUACCCCUUAUUAUUGAUUUCUACGCAACAUGGUGUGGACCUUGUAUUUUGAUGGCUCAAGAACUCGAAAUGCUUGCUGUGGAGUAUGAGAACAAUGCCUUGAUUGUCAAGGUUGAUACAGAUGAUGAGUAUGAGUUUGCACGUGACAUGCAGGUACGGGGGCUGCCAACACUAUUUUUUAUCAGUCCAGAUCCAAGUAAAGAUGCAAUCCGGACUGAAGGGCUUAUUCCAAUACAGAUGAUGCGGGAUAUAAUUGAUAAUGAGAUGUGAGAGAGGGCGGGGUGGGGGGAGUGAAACAUUAUUACACCAGCAGACAGAUUUUGAGGGCCCUGGUUUUCGCCGUUGCUGAUGAUAUACCUUCCCAUGGCUAAAUUAUGUUUUGUAAUUUAUGUAACUGGGAUAUUGCCUUUGGAGUCAACAAUUUUUGUAGCUAAAAUGAUGUGCAAUAGAGGGAUAAUCACUGGUUUGAAUGUUUAGAUGCAGGAAUAUGCGUCUUAACUAGAAGGAACUCUCUUCCUGCCUAGCAAGCAGCAAGAAAACUGUUACUCACACAGGUCUCUUGAGGCCAGCGGUUUGGAAGUAAUUUGAACCAGUACAUGUGCUUUUUCUUUUC
This is a messenger RNA of Juglans microcarpa x Juglans regia, 994 nucleotides long. Its product is annotated as thioredoxin-like protein CITRX, chloroplastic. Gene Ontology annotation, molecular function: protein-disulfide reductase activity. Gene Ontology annotation, cellular component: thylakoid. The transcript is spliced from 4 exons. Bases 85 to 651 code for a protein of 188 amino acids. Gene Ontology annotation, biological process: cell redox homeostasis; plastid organization. The record is from RefSeq and is a predicted model, not a curated record. Lineage: Eukaryota; Viridiplantae; Streptophyta; Magnoliopsida; Fagales; Juglandaceae.